AUCGAACUGUAGCACAUACAGUAUGCAGUCUUCAGUUGGCUAUCUUUUAGCCGAACACAUCUGCUGAUAUUUACGACAGCUAAACUUAAAAAACAACAACUAAACUUCACAAUGUCUAAACGGGCUGACCGAGUUGAGGAUUUCAUAGCAGCGACAUUUACACCAAUGAAAGAGAAUGGCGAUGUUAAUUUAGAGGCGAUUGACAAAUACCAACAGUUUCUUCUUGAUCAAGGAAUAAAUUAUGUUUACGUGAAUGGUUCCACCGGAGAGGGAACAUCACUCACAACUUCGGAGAGAAAGAGCAUAACUGAACAAUGGAUUACCUUGUCAAGAAAACCUGGCAGAGAAAUGAAAGUUUUUGUGCAAGUUGGCGGAACCAACUUUAGAGAAACUUUAGAACUGGCAGAACAUGCUGCAGAGGUUGGAGCUGAUGCCUUCUCUGCUCUUCCACCACUAUACUUUGUGCCCGCCACAGUUGACGAGCUUGUAGAAUAUUGCCGACAGGUGGCUGAGAAGGCACCUUCAAUACCAUUCUACUAUUACCACAUCCCUGAAAGAACAAACGUCCGAUUUGACAUGGAACAGUUCCUGAUCAAAAGUCGAAAUGUUAUUUCAAAUCUACGUGGCAUUAAAUUUUCUAGCAAAGAUCUCUAUGAAGGUUCUAGGUGUCUCAGGACAUUAAAUUCCAAAGGGGAAAACUAUGAGCUACUAUUUGGAAGUGAUGAGCAAAUAAUAUCCGCCUUUGCCAUUGGUUUCAAGGGAGCUAUUGGGACCACGUAUUCCAUCGUUCCCCGAGUGUAUCAGAAGCUGAAGAAAGCAUUCGACGCUGGACAUAUGAACGAGGCAGCUAGUUACCAAUACAAAAGCGCUGACUUCGUGAAAGUCUGUUUUGAGUUUGGAUCGGUCACUGGUGGUCUACUCCCAGCGGUGAAAUUCGUUCUCAGUCAGAUUGGAGUUGAUGCUGGCCCACCAAGAUAUCCCAUGAAACCUCUGGAUGAGUCGAGUAAACAAAAAUUGAUGGACAGACUUAACGAUAUCAAAUUCUUUGACUGGCAUUCAAAGGGGGAUUGAUGUUUUAAAAACUUGCUUUAUAAACAUUAAUUAGUGUUAACAUACACGGGACAUGUAGUUGAUAUUUCUUAAUUAAACUAUUCAGAAACAAC
This is a messenger RNA of Biomphalaria glabrata, 1163 nucleotides long. RefSeq names its product N-acetylneuraminate lyase B-like. Lineage: Eukaryota; Metazoa; Mollusca; Gastropoda; Planorbidae. The transcript has 9 exons. The coding region runs from base 112 to 1071 and encodes 319 amino acids. The record is from RefSeq and is a predicted model, not a curated record. Gene Ontology annotation, molecular function: N-acetylneuraminate lyase activity; 4-hydroxy-tetrahydrodipicolinate synthase activity. Gene Ontology annotation, biological process: N-acetylneuraminate catabolic process.